AUGUCCACCACCGAAUCCUUGUUAUCCGACUUGUGCACCAUAUGGUAGGACCAGAAGUUCCCUCGCGUCCCAUCUCUCACUGCAUCCACGGUACGCCCGACGCCAUCGCCGGCGCUGGGCCGUCACGUGAGAUCCCUGGUGGUCAUUCACUCGAGUUGCUUGGCACGUGCUGAUCAUCACAGCUACUCCGAGAAGCCGAAGUAUCGCUGUCCAAGGUGCAGCACUCAGACCUGCUCUCUUCCCUGUUAUAAGAGACACCAGCAACGCGCCAGUUGCAGCGGCAAGCGCGACCCCGCAGAAUAUCGGAAGAAGAGCCAACUUGCCACACCUACCGGCAUCGACAGAGACUAUAACUAUCUGAAAGGCGUGGAGCUCACAAUCGACCAUGCCAGCCGCGAGACCCAGGACCGAGGCAUCGGCGUCCGUGGAGUUUCGAAGACUUUCAACAAGAACUUCCACCCGGACAGCAAUCUGCAGAAAUACCUGCGAGCGAACAAUAUACAAGUCCAGCGAGCUCCCCGGGGUAUGAGUCGGCAAAAGCUCAAUAAUACCAGAAACACAAAGUAGGCGCAUUCCGCCGUCUCAUUCCGCUUCUCGCUAACAGCCGCUCAGGGCCGGUCACAUCAUGUGGACUGUCGAACUGGUAGAUGGGCAUGGCAAUGCCGAAAUACACGACGACUGCUUGGAAGACAGGACCCUGAGCGAGUUGUAUGCGCAUAUUCAGCGUGGAAAGGGUAAUGCCGAGAAGCGCAGGCUGGGUUUGGAACAAGCGGGGAGCUCGAAACCUGCGAAGAAACGAAGAUUGCGAGAACGGCCAGCGGGUUGCCAACUCGGCGGACAAUCCACUCCAGUCGCCAAUGCGCCCUUGGAGACCGCUUCUGACGUUGCGACUGCAGUUGCUGGACGUCCAAUCGUGGCGGAAGUCGAAGUUGAAGAGAUUCCAAAACCUGACGAACUGCCAGAACAUGCAAUCGCAUCAAUGAUCAACCCUGACGCACCUGAAACUGGAGACAUGGAAGGCGACGAAUCGACCAGGGAGGACCCUGCGGCGAGAUUGGAAGGCGAACCCGAGAGCGGCCCUGAACAAAGUUGCUCCUUCUACCUUCUAAAACCUGGCACAAGCACGGCGUCAAAAGUCCUCGUCCCGCUGGACAGCAAUAGAACACUCACAGAAUCACUACAAACUCAGAGUGUCCUGGAAUUUCCGACUAUAUACAUUCUCUCUCAUGCGCCGGACCAGUUGCCCGAUGGAUUCAUGCUUGCAACAGAGUAUACUCAACUUCAGAGAGGAGAAGAGGAAGAACUGGAAGAAGCCAUGAAGAAGGCUGGGAGCGAAGGCAUCAUGCAACGCACGAACGGUCAUGAAGAACGGCCGGCUCCCAGCGCAGUGGACGCGAACAAGAUUCUUGACAUGCUCAAGCGAGAUGUGACAAGGUAG
Lecanosticta acicola is the source of this 1438-nucleotide messenger RNA. The record is from the annotation of a GenBank genome assembly. NCBI's taxonomy places the organism in Eukaryota, Fungi, Ascomycota, Dothideomycetes, Mycosphaerellales, Mycosphaerellaceae.